AGACUUCAACGCCGGGCGCCACGGGAAAUGUCGAAAUUGAUUGGGCCCGCGCCGCCUGAAUUUUCGGUGCAGCGAAAAAAGAACAGUGCCAAUGGGCUUCAAUGAACCCAGGGACAAGGAAUAUCCGCGGAAGCGCUUGAUCUGAGACAAAAAUAUUAGAUAUGACACACCCUAACGGGCAGAUAACGCCGCCUUCCUGUCUAUCGCCCCCCUACCCCCCCCCCCCCCCCCACCGACGCGUCUCAAGUGCCAGCGAUAGUGAUUUUAUAAAGCCGGGGAAGAUGGGGCGCGGCCUCACUCGAACGGGUCAGGUCGCAGAGAAGUCGCCACAGGUGCACAGGAGACUCAAUAGGCCAACAUGUGUGACGACGAGGUUGCCGCUCUGGUUGUGGACAAUGGCUCCGGCAUGUGCAAGGCCGGUUUCGCCGGAGACGACGCUCCGCGUGCCGUCUUCCCGUCGAUCGUCGGCCGGCCCCGCCACCAGGGCGUCAUGGUCGGCAUGGGACAGAAAGACUCCUACGUCGGCGACGAGGCCCAGUCCAAGCGUGGUAUUCUCACCCUGAAGUACCCGAUCGAGCACGGCAUCGUCUCCAACUGGGACGACAUGGAGAAGAUCUGGCACCACACCUUCUACAACGAGCUGCGUGUCGCGCCCGAGGAGCACCCGGUGCUGCUGACCGAGGCGCCGCUCAACCCCAAGGCCAACCGCGAGAAGAUGACCCAGAUCAUGUUCGAGACGUUCAACACGCCCGCCAUGUAUGUGGCCAUCCAGGCGGUGCUGUCGCUGUACGCCUCCGGCCGCACCACCGGAAUCGUCAUGGACUCCGGCGACGGCGUCUCCCACACCGUCCCCAUCUACGAGGGUUAUGCUCUGCCGCACGCCAUCCUGCGUCUGGAUCUGGCCGGCCGUGACCUGACCGACUACCUGAUGAAGAUCCUCACCGAGCGCGGCUACAGCUUCACCACCACCGCCGAGCGCGAAAUCGUGCGCGACAUCAAGGAGAAGAUCUGCUACGUCGCUCUGGACUUCGAGCAGGAGAUGGCCACCGCGGCCAGCUCGAGCAGCCUGGAGAAGAGCUACGAGCUGCCCGACGGCCAGGUCAUCACCAUCGGCAACGAGCGCUUCCGCUGCCCCGAGGCGCUGUUCCAGCCCUCCUUCCUGGGCAUGGAGUCGUGCGGCAUCCACGAGACCACCUACAACAGCAUCAUGAAGUGCGACGUGGACAUCCGUAAGGACCUGUACGCCAACACGGUGCUGUCGGGUGGCAGCACCAUGUUCCCAGGUAUCGCCGACCGCAUGCAGAAGGAGAUCACCGCUCUGGCGCCCAGCACCAUGAAGAUCAAGAUCAUCGCUCCCCCGGAGAGGAAGUACUCUGUCUGGAUCGGCGGCUCGAUCCUGGCCUCGCUGUCCACCUUCCAGCAGAUGUGGAUCUCCAAGCAGGAGUACGACGAGUCUGGCCCCUCCAUCGUCCACCGCAAGUGCUUCUAAGAUGUCCGGCUUCCAAUGGUCCAAAUUAAUGCAAUCAUUUGACACGAAAAAAGGAGCUGUGCUCACAUAACAGCGAUGACUACGUCAUUCUUUCCCUUGGCUCAGAAUAAAUGGUUUACAAUACA
Molecule: messenger RNA, 1614 nt
Organism: Amphibalanus amphitrite
Lineage: Eukaryota; Metazoa; Arthropoda; Thecostraca; Balanomorpha; Balanidae
Product: actin, clone 403-like
Exons: 3
Coding region: 359-1489 (376 amino acids)
Source: RefSeq, a predicted model, not a curated record